UGUUGGAUUGUUCUCUCUUUUUAUUUCUCCGUAGCUUAGGAUUUGAUUUACGGCUAUUUGUUUUGUGAAGUGUUUCUGUAGCUUUCAGAUACAAAGGGAAGGAACCCGAGGCUUGUGUUUGUUUGCAAAAGUGUUGUUAAGUGAUUAAUUCUGUCGUCUGCUAGCUGGAUCUACGAAUUGUACGGAUUUACGGACUUACCAGAUAGACUGAAUUAAAGGUUUAUGUGUGCUAUGUCUUAGAUUCAUCAGGCUACAUCAAGAUACUGGAUUGGAAAUAUUUCUUUGUUUAUUUCAAAUAGAAAUUCUGCUCAAAACACUGUGUACGUUUUUUGAAUACGAAUUCUUAUGCCUGGGGAAACUAAAUGCAGGAUUAGCUUCUUGGAGUUUUAAUGUUUGGUCAUUGUGUUCAGUACAGCGUGCUAUCAAUAAUUUGUAAAAGAAACAAAUUCUAACGAUUCUGUGCGGAUAACUUAAUGAUAAGGAUUGCGUUUUAGAAAUUAGUGCUAAGGAAUAUUUAAUAGAAUUAAUAGAUCUGGGAUAAGGAUUAUGUGAAAAAGAUUUCAUACUUAUUACAUCCACGAAGGAUAACUAAUAUUAACUAUAUGCUAAAACUCAUGCCGAGGAUAAUGUAUUAAAAGACUCCAUGUCAAAAGACUUGUGGUAAGGAUAAGAAAAUAUUUAAAAAUGAACAUCAAACUACAAUACCUGAUACUGUGGAUGAGUCUGUUUGUUGGGAAGACCGCUCACGGCAAGUCUAUGUGGGAGACAGUCAAGACCAUUGCAUCGCUUCGAUUCAUGGCGCGUGUGUUGGAGUCACGUGGUCUGACGAAACUGUUUAAUGCUGAAAACAUCACCGUGUUUCUGCCAAUCAGCGAAGGGUUCUUCACCUUUGACGCCGCAUACUUCGGGAUCGGAUCUAACGACGUUCAAAAAUGGAAUGAACUCUUUGAAUACGGCUCACAGCCUGGAAGGACCACCAUCUCGAUGCUGCCCACCAAGGGAAAGAUUACGUCACGCUUUAACCAGUUGCCCCUCUACGUCAAUCGUUUCUCCACCCCCGACGGACUGAUCAUAACUAUAAACGGAGCCACCAUACUGCAGGCUGACAUUAUUACUGACAAUGGCGUCAUCCACAUUGUGGACCGGAUGAUCGCCCCUGUUGGGAGCGGCAUGACUAUCGCCGAAUACUUGGAGAGCCCACAGAUCAAAGACAUGUCUUUCAGUGCAAUCAUAAUGGCCGCCAUCAUUGUACCAACCUUGACCCAGAAAACCAACAGCAGCAAGUCGACAUACACGUCAUUCUCUCCCAACGACUCGUACCUGUACCCCAUGCCCGAGUACGGCAAGGAACCAUUGUUUAACAACUAUACCAUCUUAAGGGAGGUCUAUCAAGCUCAUUUGAUCGAAGACGAGGCUCUAUUUCUUCCGGCGGGAAUCAGUGCUAUUCCCGACAGGAUGGCUCUACACGGGAAAAUACAAUUUUACGUCAGGGACGGGAAAAUGUAUGUGACUAAUGGCCGGUCUCAUGCCAGGAUCAUUCAGCCCAACAUCCCGACUGUCAACGGGGUCAUUCACGUGAUUGACAACCUGCUGCACUAUGUCUACCAUGACGCCUUGCAGAUAGCAGACAACAUGCAGGAGACGAAGGUAUUUUCGCAACUCAUGAAUGGAAUGAAUGGCCCCCAGAAGAAAAAACUGACUGAAGGACAAAUAACCGUCUUUAUCCCCACAGACUGGGCCUUCAGCAAGGUGCCACUGUACUGGCAGGCGGAGUUGUUGCGGAGACAGCACAUGGUGGACAAAUACCCCUUAACUCAGUUGGUGUACGGUCACGUGAUUUUCACAGGGGCAAUAGACUCCUCCCAGUUCUACGAUGGGAAAAAACUUACCAUGGGAAACAGUCAGUCUUUAACAUUGAUGGCCAAACAGGGAGAGUACUAUCUGGAAACAAAUGACAAGAAAAUGUCGGUCAAGAUCGAGGUCAAGGACAUCGGAGUGACCAAUGGGGUCGUUCAUCUGGUCAGCAAUGUUCUUUUUGCUGACGGCUACACAAUUUGGAAUGCAGUGUCGGACAUACCUCAGUUGAAACGUUUUUAUGACGUAGUAAACCGACACUUCCCCAAGUUGAAGGACACGUUGAACAUGGCCGCCGAGAAGCCGUCCGCCUCCAUGACAGUCUUCCUGCCCAGUAACGAAGUGUUUGACCGGGCGGCGGAUUUUGUCAACAGCAGGCUGCUUCUGGAACCCCAAGUGUUGGACAAGGCACUUCAAGGUCACGUCAUCACUGGCAGGUUUCCGUCCAGCAGGAUUGAGGGGGAGAAGGUCCACCUGACCUUUUCUGGAGAUGUCUUGAAAAUCUCAAGAAAAGAUAAAUAUUCAAGCAUCAAGGUUAUCGGCGGUCACGUGACCAGCGAGAUCGAGGUCAGGGAUAUCUUCUGCUCCAAUGGCGUCAUUCACAUCAUCGACGACCUCCUGCACACGCCAACGCGGACCAUCGGCAGGGAGAUCAAACUCCGUGAAGAUCUGGGUUACAUGCAAACGUUAUUUGAGAAAGUGGCCGAUACGUUGUACAACCUGAACUCAAAGAACGAUAAGUACACUGUCUUUGUGCCAAACAACGACGCCUUCAGUUCUCUCCCCUGGGAUACAAUAAAUAAACUGCUGUAUUGGGAGAACUGGACCAAAUCGGUGUUGAGAGCCCAUGUUAUAAAGAAUGAGAACCGGACAUUGGAAGAGAUCCCGUCAGGGGCGGCACUGACGGCUGGCUACAACGUGGUCUAUGUGUUAAAGAGAGAUGGUCAAGUGUACGUAGUCAAUAACAACAUGAUGGCCCAUGUAGUGCUCGCCAAUAUACCAGCGGUCAACGGCUGGAUACAUAUAGUGGACAAGAUACUGACAGUGCCUUAUGUGAACGUGGCUGACGUCUUGGGUUCCCGAGAGGAGUUCAGUUUAUUUCAUCAGUUAAUGAGUCCACUCCUGGAGUACAAACAACUGAUCAGCGCGCCACUCAGGAACGUGACUUUAUUUGUACCAUCAUCUCGUUACCUACGGACACUGACCCCUCAGCAGAUGACCAGGAUCAAAUCCAACCCGGACACUUUGAAAAAGAUAUUCUAUGGACACGUCCUUCCAAAUGUGCGUCUUGAUGACGUUUUCCUCAGACAGUAUCCAGAAGACGACUACUGCUCUAGAAGUUCUUACAACGUCACAUUCAACAUCAGCAGAACUAAAGAUGGAACCACCGUGGAUGCUGGCUAUGAUGAAUCCAUGCCUCUGGACCUGCAGGGCCGCGCCUACGGCUGCUCUGACGGCGUCAUCUACAGUAUUGACGGCAUCCUCAACUACUCCCCGUUCACCAUGCUGGAGAGACUCAGGAGGGAUCCCAAACUGAGUGCAUCUUUUGAAUUGAUGACGACACUUGCACCUGCUGCAGACAUUGAACUGCUCAACAGGCCUGAUCUGUCCUUCACCUUUCUCAUGCCAGACAACACAGCACUGUAUCACAUGAGUAUGAAGGCAAAAAGGAAAUUUCAAAGUCUUCCAGACGACGAGAAAAGAAAAAUAUUUUGGCGUCACGUGAUCAAUGGCUCCGUCCUGUACUCAGAAGACUUCAGGUCGGACAAAUUCAACAAAGAAAUAUUUCCACCUAAUGUCACAAUGACCAAGUCCAAUGAUGUUUAUUUUAUGCACUACAAGUCCAUCAAGAGCGAGGUCAAACAUUGGAACCUUUUGGCCUGUAACGGGGUCAUCCAUGUCCUUAUGCAAUUUCUGUACGAUGCCAACGGCUCUGGCGAGGCCACCACGCCCAACACUGUCAUUCAAGUCAACCCGGUGACUGGCCUGGUGGGCAAGUUGGAAGGGGGCACAACCAGGAGCAGUAACUCUUCCAUUGUUUCAACGUUCCUCUUUUUAGCAUUGGCCAUUUUAAUGAGGUAUAGAUGAUCCAAGAGAGGAAAGCUAGAAGAUACAUUCAUGGAUGUUUGGCUAAUUAUGGCUGAGAUUGGCUGUGAUGGGACAUAUGGUUUAACCGGCUAUGAUGGGAUAAACGGUUUAACUGCUUGUGAUGGGACAUAAGGUUUAACUGCCUGUGAUAGGACUUAAGGUUUAACUUGCUCUGAUGGACAUAAGGCUUAACUGGCUGCAAUUGAUUUAUGAUAAGGAGAACUGACUUAGCUAUAGCAUGAGUGUGGCUUGAAUGAAUUGGAAACAUUUCACAAGCCAAAGACAAUGCAUUCAAUGAAUAUUUGAAAAAAAAAAUGAAAUCAAGUUGAUGGAUUUGCAAAAUUACAUGAGUGAAUGCAGACAAAUUAGUUGAAUAUCAAUUUUGAUUUCUUUAAAUGUUUUAAAAUGUCUAAUGUUUUUCUAUUCUUAACUGUAUGAUUAUCAAUAAGAAAAUUCUUGGAUUUUUAUUUAUUUUUUAUAUUUGGAAGUAUGACAUUAUGUCCAUCAUCAUGUAAAUGUUAUGUCCAUCAUCAUGUAAAUGUCGAAUGUGUAUAUUCUAAUGAAAUCUAAUUUAAUAUACAUUUAAUUUACAUUUCUUUCUUUCUUAACUUCAAAUCUCCAUCAUAUAGGAAAGUGUCAUUGUUACCAGGUCAUAUUUUUUUUUUUUGUUGAGUAUUUCAUUAAAAACUAGGUCAUCAGUUUUUGCUGGAAAUAAAAUUAUCUUUGUUCUGUGUAAAACAUUGGAUCAAAUUUUUGUUUGUAUGUGGAAGUAUACUGAUUCCUUUUCUAAUUUUUAGAUUUACAUUUUUGAACUUGUAAUGAUAUCAAUUUUUUAGUGCUAAUUGAUGUGACAGUUUGAUUUUACAAUAAUCAAUCACUACAUUUUUGACAGCCGUAAAAAU
Biomphalaria glabrata is the source of this 4844-nucleotide messenger RNA. RefSeq lists its product as uncharacterized. The coding region runs from base 685 to 3942 and encodes 1085 amino acids. The transcript has 23 exons. The record is from RefSeq and is a predicted model, not a curated record. Lineage: Eukaryota; Metazoa; Mollusca; Gastropoda; Planorbidae. Gene Ontology annotation, molecular function: cell adhesion molecule binding. Gene Ontology annotation, cellular component: extracellular matrix. Gene Ontology annotation, biological process: extracellular matrix organization; cell adhesion.